AUGGAGCUGAAAGACAGCGAGCGCGCCGAGCAGAUUGCUGCUUUGUUCAACAGAGCACUGUGGACCUCGUCGCCUAAUACGGCUGUCGAGUAUGGUAAACUGACAGCGAGCUGUUCUAUUGAACAUUUAAGGGCGACAGGAGACCCCGUAACGCUCUUCGAGUUUUUCUCCAGAACUGCGGCGAAGCGGAUUGCGGACACGUUGUUGGAUGUCCCCCACUCCGAUGAGGUUUACAUGGUUAUGUUCGCUAACAUUUUCACAUCAGACGUUUGGGAGGCUGUUCUUCCUGAAGCUAUGAAGAACAGCCCCAAAUUGCCACUUCCUGAAGAGGGGAAUCUUGCGGCAAGGUUGUGCAAGGGCCUGAUGGAACGAAUGUCCGACUUGAGCCCCGAAAUGAAGAAGCGGAACGAGGACUUCUUGGAGGCAUCUUUAGCAGAGGCGACAGUAAAGCGUCCAGAAGAAGCGCCGACAAAUGUUGUGUGA
Molecule: messenger RNA, 483 nt
Organism: Eimeria maxima
Lineage: Eukaryota; Apicomplexa; Conoidasida; Eucoccidiorida; Eimeriidae
Exons: 3
Coding region: 1-483 (160 amino acids)
Source: RefSeq, a predicted model, not a curated record